GUUACAAUCGCCGCGUUGAAGUCGACCACAUGUCGGUGGGGAGUUGACAAGCAAAGACAAAAGUGCACGUCUUUCUCCAACCAGGAGUUCAGCACCGGUGAAGCUAUUUUCCGUAGUUAUGACUCUCGGACUUUAGUUACCACAAACCAGAGAGCAUGGGUAUUUCUAGCUUGCAUGAAUUUAUUGAGGCGAGCUGUAAGGAGGCCUGCGUCCCAGUGGAUCUUCUGCAAAUUGCACGAGGAUAUAGCCGGGGAAAUGCGGCAGGGCGCUUUCGCCUUGUGAUUGACGCUGAGAGCUGCCUUGACCGUCUUUAUGGCGGCUUUUACUCUGACUGGGCUUGUGGAGGGGAGUGGAACCGCAUGGUCCACUUCCUGACCAAUUUAACAGAGGCCUGCCGCGGUGCCAACUUGGAGUUGGUCGUGUUUUUCAGUGGCGCUUUGGAAAAAGAGAAAAUGAGAGACUGGGAAAAAGAGCAAACGGAGAAACGAAAGCGUGCCAACUUGGUGCUUAAGCACGUCUUUAAUAAAGCCACACCGCCCCCUAAAGUUUGGUGGCUGCCCCCAGUGUGCCUGCGCCCAUGCCUGCGUAUGGCUUUACGACACAUGGGCGUACAGGUGGCAUGCUCUAUGGACGAUCACCAUCAAGAAGUGAUCGCGUAUUGCCGAGAGAACGACUUUCAGGGUAUCUUGGCCCAAGAUGCAGUCUAUACCAUAUUUGAUCCUCCACGCUACUUUUCUUCUGAGCACUUGAAGCUGACCUACAAAGGGACAUUAGAGACACGAGAAUAUUUUGUAAAUGCUGUGGCAAAAGCGCUGGAUCUCAAUCCAACAAGGUUCUGUGUAUUUGCUGCUCUGCUAGGUGAUCACAUUCUUCCUGAGGAUGAUCUACGUCCAUUUUUUCGAGAAUUACUAACAGUAAAUGAGCCAGGUGUAGUAAAGGCACAGCCAACCAAACAGCUGAUUCUAGAAGUAGCAUCAUUUGUCCGCGAGCUUGUUUCCAUUGAUGAUCUAGAUGCCAUUGGAAGAAUUAUAUUUAGAAAUUGCCCAGAAGCAAUAGAAGAAAAGAUUGGCCGCUUUAAACAAUCUGUACAGUAUUACCUUAAUGGAACAGAAGAUGGUUUCCUUAAAUACAGACCCAAACUUCAAGGGUUGACGUCAGGCCAGCCUGGUAGAUACCCCAAACAGCAGGCCAGUGGAGACAUAGGGCAGGAGACAGGGAAACAAGAACAGAAACCUGAUACGGUGAUCCAACAGGAGUCUGAGGCUUCUGCUGAGACUGGAAACACUGCACAGAAAACGGAAGAACUGGACAUAGAAGCCGACAGCAUUUACACACAAGCGCCCUCAGGUUACGGUGCUGAGGCCACGGCAAGCGCCGACCUUCCCACACCGCAGAUUGUUAUAGAACCUCCUGUUCUGAACAGCAUGGAACCUCCCGCAGAGGAAGAGAGGAAAGAAACCGGAGAUCUGGCCGCCAGGAUGGAAGCCAUGACACUUGAGAAGACAGACGAUAGCGAGCCUGACCGUGAGACGCAGGAGAUAAAUGGAAGUGCUGGACAAGGAGACACCUCACACCUUCAGCUGCAGCGAGGAGACAGGCCUGAAGCACUGCUCUCGUCUUCCAGUAGCAGCAGCAGCGGCAGCAGUCCACACCACUUCAGUGCUGAGGUAACAUGGGGUGCCAACCUGGCCGCCUCCGCUAAUGCCGCUAUCCCUGUAAAACCUCCUGCGAUGAGAAGUGGCAUGCGACGCCAAGGUUGCGACCAUCUUCCUCCCGUCUCCCCAGAGAUCAUGCGCGUCGUCAGUGAGCGUCACCAGAAGGGCCUGAUGAUGCCAUGGAUAUACCAGUGCCUGGCCCAGGGUGAAAUCAAAAUUUCUGUGUCACUGGAGGAUGAAAACGGGCGCGAGUUCCUGCCUGUGGUCCAACUCUAUCGUCCAAUCAGGCAAUAUGUGUACGCCAUCUUGUUUAACUUGAGUAAACUCCGAAGGGAUAAAAAAUCACAAUCAGGUUCUCCUGUACCAGAAGCAGUGAUCAAAGAGAGGAGUUAUACCAAGGAGGGGCCCCAGUGCGAAGACGUACAGGCCAUCACCAUGGAUUGGAUGGUGCCGACCAUCCAUCGUCUGUGGCUAGGGCAGCAGAUAGAGGAUAAAAAUCGUCGACUCCGUGCUUUUCUCACGUGCAUGCGCAGUGACUCCCCGGUGAUGCUCAAUACUUCCUACGUUCCUCAGCACUUGUUGAUUAUGUGCUGCAUACUCAGAUACCUGAUGUCACAGGAGAAACAUCGAGUCCUACGCAGACAAGAGCUUGAUGCGUUCUUGGCCCAGGCCGUCUCUCCUUUACUGCAAGACAUCCAAACAAUGCAAGACAUGAAGCUUCCAAUGUUAACCACGCGAGGCGUACAACUAGGUGCUCUUUUCAUGAGGGGUGUAGAAUGUGCCAUUUUUGCCAACGACGCCUGCGGUGCCCCCGUACCCUGGACCAUGACCUGCCCCUGGCUGUACUUCGAUGGCAAACUGUUCCACUAUAAGCUGCUCAAGGCCAACAAUAACACUCCACUCGUUGAUAUUUGUGAUGGCUCUGUGGAACAGGUGAUGAGGGUGGAAAGGAUGCGACAGGCAAUCCUCCAUGGGUUAACAGUGGACUUUGCCAAGCCAGCUCUACCUCUGCCCCCAGUCUCUCUGGAGCCGUCAUAUUUACCAUAUCGUCCCGCGGGGAUGCCCGUACCUCCUCCCAUGGGGCACAACAUGCGACCACAGCCGACUCCACCGCACCAAGGUAUGAUGGGAAUGCACCCUACGCCUGACGGACGUGGGAGGGGCCUGCUGGGCCCCAGUCCUAUAGACCCCAGGGGUGGCCAGCUGUCUAUAGCGGGGGUGGUGGUUGGGCAGUGGGGGCCACAGCCCCGGGGGAGGGGCACACAUAUCAACCAACUGGGACCAGUGCCUCCCAGAAGGUAUGGACCCGGCGGUGGGAUGCCAGGCAUGCACAGCGGAAUGCGUGGGCGAGGCACGCACUUUGCGCAAGGGCCAGGGAGAAUGCAGCAUGGAAGAGGUGUCAGUACAGCAAAGCCCAAAAGAGGGCGCUCAGGCAUGGCUGUUCCAUUGUCGCAGCAGACAAAGAUGGAGGGAGGUGGGCGAGGCAGAGGUUGCACGGUGGAGGUGCCAUCAGACUCGCUUGGUGCCAUGCCUGUCAGUGAAUUCAUGAAGGUGGAUUUCCACAAGGAGGCAGCACAAAAUGAGGCAGACGUAGAAAAAGUUGCUGCAGCAGAUGCUGAAGAGGGCAUUGUCGAGGGACAGUUCCAAAAUGCAGCAGACGACAGCAUAGAACAGGACGAGGACAGUGCAAUACAGGUCAAAGGUCAGGGCAUGUUGAGUCCAGACAGCGGGAUACAGGAGUCCAGUGACCUUCAGACUGAUCUCGGUGCCCUCUAGUGGUAGUAUUUUCAGUAAUGCCACAUUGGGAUGGGGAGUUAGAUAUGUGACAUUAACGCCAUCUUGAGGACAAUUUUGCAAUUUUACAUGAAUGCCACCUGCAGCAUUUGAAAAUUUAUAUGUAGGCCAUCUGAAGGUACUUGUAGAUACUGGCGGUAGUGAGUUUCCCCCACCAAGCAAAACAUCCAGGUUGGAUUUUGAAAUUAAAUGUGGGAAGUUGAUCUGAUGGACACAAAUUGUUUGUUGGAUAUGAUGAAGGGGAUGCGACUUUCUUCUUUCUCAAACUGAAGGGCAGUUAAAGAAUGUUUACACUUUUUUCUGUCAGUCAUUGACUGAAUUCAAUAUUGCUUGAGAAUUAAUUGACAUAUUCACACUGAAUUUUAAGUUUUGAAUUGCAGUUAUUUGGCAAGAAUGAAAAUUAACUUUUUCAAGUUGGAAAAAGCAUCAGACUUGACAAAAUGAAUGGAGUAAUAAAGUAGACUAAAAUUCACGUGUCCUUCGAAUAAUUUCACGUCCAGUGUUAAGGGGAAAAAAACAGCAGCUUGCAUUAAAACCGACUUGAUCAAAAUCUGUUUAUUAAGUCUGGAUAUGGUUACCCCAAAAAGUUGGGUGGAAAUUACCUAGUUAUUUCAUAAUUUUUGCUACUUUAUUAUUUUUUCUAAUAUAUGAUGAUGUAAUUUUCAGUGUUAAAGUUGAUGUUUGUACUCUUCAUGACUUUGUGUAGAAGCUUAAUAUGUUUUAUUACAUAGUAGCAUUAAACUCUUGUUACUGACCAGAAUUAUUUCGGUUCUCUUGGUCAAAUUUGAAGUUGAUAUAGCUGACAACUUUAAACAAUGGAAUUAAUUCAUUUGUUAAUGUCAGACAAUUUCAUAUUUAUAAUGUCUACGUGCAUGUUUAAACAAACCUAUAAAUCAAAUUUGUAUUUCCUAUUGGUAUUGCUUGUUAUCCUAAAACUAAGGUGAGCUUCAUUUGAUAUACGUACACAGUUUAAAACACAUCCGUCAGUGCAUGUGAGGGAAUAUUGCUAAAGAGAAAUGAUGAGUAAGAGUUGGCACUUGUUUGUGUUGAACAAUAAACUUUUUUUGUAUAA
This is a messenger RNA of Lingula anatina, 4521 nucleotides long. Its product is annotated as constitutive coactivator of PPAR-gamma-like protein 1. Gene Ontology annotation, cellular component: nucleus. NCBI's taxonomy places the organism in Eukaryota, Metazoa, Brachiopoda, Lingulata, Lingulida, Lingulidae. The record is from RefSeq and is a predicted model, not a curated record.